AUGGCCGAGCCUGAUCUCGUCCGUCCCUCAACGUCGCAUUCCGGCGCCUCGGGCUUCCAGAGGAGGUUUCUUCUCUCCAGCCCGGGGCGGCCUCGAACCGCAACUGGCCACAGCGAACCGAAACUUACAUCGCCCGCCGGCUUGGUCGUCAGGGUAUGCAUCAAGUUUCAGUCGUCUCUGGACCUCACCUACGAGAGACAGUAUCAGUCCUCCCAUGGAUUCGAGCCGACGGACCAAAUAUGCCAAGCCCUUAUUCGCCGCCUAACACACUGCUCACAUGAGCUGCUCACCCGCAGAGACUCGACCGCCCUCGAGCGGACCAUUCCCCAGAUCGGCGAGGGGAAGCCGCUGCGCUUCGAGCUGGUUUAUCACAUAUACCGAGGAGGCCCGGAACCAUGGGUCACCAAAUCCUUCAAGUCGUACCAGAAGUAUCCCAUGGACAGACCAUCCGCCAUGGAGAUCGCCCGCUCCACCGACCGUAUCAUCGGGUCGUUCUUGAAGCUUCACGAUAGGGCCUUUCGAUGGAUGCACGGCAGGACCCACGAGCGGUCCUCGAGCAAUCUGGAGAUCCUCAAGCCCCUCAGCAACCCGGUCUCCCUCCUUCACAUCCCCGAGUCGCGAUUCGUCGACACGACGCAGGACUGGGAGUUUCUUCCCGGCUACGAGAUCACGCUGUCUUUCCGCAGCCGAUGCAAGUCACGCAGGCAACGGGAAUGGCAACAGACCAUCACGCUCAAGAGCAAACAGAGCUCUCCGUUGACGCUGUCCCACGGUGAGGAUAUGGCCUGGGUCUUGUCGACGGCGAUGCAACGUGCCCUGGACGCCAGGAAGAUGGCCUUUGACAGACAGCAUCGGUCUUGCAAUAAGUUCGAUCUCAUAGACGAAUGCCGCCAUUCUGAGCAGAGUGCCGUUCACGUCGGAUUCCAAAUACGAAACCAACUCGGGCUGGACCACAGGCACCUGCGCCGCGAGCUCGACAGCAACCUUCUCCUCUUUCAGCACCCUGACGCCCUCGACUGCCAGCAGUUUCUGAACCAGCUCGAACACGCCUUUGGCGCGGUCCGCGACGACACGGACAGGGAGCUGAGCGAGAUGGACGACUUUAGGCUCACAGUCUAUGAGCUGUCCGGGCGCGGUUGGAAGGCGGAGAAGCCAUUUGCCGUGUGUCUCAACUCGGCGGCCUGCUAUUCCCGGAGGACCGUCAAAGCCAUCCUGGAUAGAGUGCAGACGAGCGUUGCGGAUAUCCUCGGCGGCAACGACAUGAGUAUCACCCUCAUGGCUCACAAGCGUGGCCAUCUGGUCUUGGAUAAGACGUUCGUGGCCCAUUCGCCAUACUACGCGACAGGACAGCGCCAAGACGAAGACGCCGAGACAGUAAAGAAGCAUUUCGUCUCGAAACUCAGGAACCGAAUCCAGUCCGACAUUGCUAUGGUCGUCAAGGACACGUGCUCUCUCUCCGACUCAGAGCCGCAGAAUAUCCGUGUCAUUGAGCGGCCUGUCCCAGCAGCGAACGACCCUGUCGAGAUGGAAGCUUUGCCUUGCAGCAGUCCGCCCGCCAUCCCGACGUCCAAUGGGGCCGCGCCGGCCUCAUUCGAUGGCAGCAGCUUCACUGAGUCGUCCGAACCUUCGGGUCUGCGAAGUGAAACGCUUCAGGGGGUUGGCGGGGUUGAAACGACGGCCGAAAGCGUCAAUGACACCGUGGGGCCGUCGCAGCAGCCUGAAACCCCGGUCAAGGCAAUCGGCUUCAGGGAUGAGGUCGACUUUUCUUCCCGAAGCCGUCUCUCCUUCUCCCUGACCGAGGACGGUGAGACUGCUACAUAUCCCUCGUCGUCGUCCACCCCGAGUCUCGUCGACGGAGAAGUUGGAACGCCUCACGACAGCCUACUGGUCACGCCCACCUUUAUGCGAACGCUUUCUGGGACCCCUCAGCACUUUGACGCGAAUCCGAAUAUCGCGAGCUCAGAGACAUCGUAUACCGACUUGAUGGAGGAUUCCUUGGCAGGGCCACCGACGCCGACGAUGCAGCGUUUCAACGGACCGCGGCAGUUCAGCCUCAUGGGCAAAGGCAGCCGCUCCGUAUCGCGGCAGUCCCUGGUGUCGACUGACUCGGGAUCCGAGCAGCCGUCGUUGACCGACUCUGAAGCUUCCCCUUCGCCUGCAUCUGAUGACGCUGUCGUACAGGUCGAGGAAGUCGCGUCCGAGUUCCAGGCCGACCCCGAGUCUGCUCCCGCACGUUCGCCAGCGCUACCUGAUGCAAAUGUCGAACCGGCCACCGUAGAGCCUGUUCUCGAGGGCUGGUUGGAGUACUGCUGCGUCCCGGUUGGUGCUGAAGAGCAAGCGGCCAAAUUGGAGCCGGAGCCGGCGCUCGAAGCUGAUGUACCUCAAAACACCCAGUCAACGCCGGAAGAGCCGGCGAUUGUCAUCACUCCUGCCGAGAUCCGUUCCAGGCCAACCACUCCUCCGAGAUCCUUUGAGGGCUUCCUGGAAUACGCCAUCGAAACCAUCGUCGAGGAAGAAGAGGGGGAAGAGGACUCUGACGCAGAGUUCCAUGACGCGAACUCCACGUCUGCCAUGGCUGUCAUGUCGAGCCCCUCAAGCUUCGCAACCGCCACGGAGAUAGGCCUCAACUCCCCCACCAACUUCGAGCAGGGAGCCCCCCCCCCCUCUCAUUCUCGACUCCGCGACGCUCUCGCCUAA
Molecule: messenger RNA, 2697 nt
Organism: Colletotrichum destructivum
Lineage: Eukaryota; Fungi; Ascomycota; Sordariomycetes; Glomerellales; Glomerellaceae
Exons: 1
Coding region: 1-2697 (898 amino acids)
Source: RefSeq, a predicted model, not a curated record